Amorphotheca resinae ATCC 22711 is the source of this 570-nucleotide messenger RNA. RefSeq lists its product as hypothetical. The transcript has 2 exons. Lineage: Eukaryota; Fungi; Ascomycota; Leotiomycetes; Helotiales; Amorphothecaceae. The record is from RefSeq and is a predicted model, not a curated record. The coding region runs from base 1 to 570 and encodes 189 amino acids.
AUGGUGCCAUUCCAAUUGCAAACAUGUGUCUACAUCCCAGUAUUCAUCCUCACCAUUAUAGUAGUGGUACGACAAGGCUUCCAGAAGCAGCUCGGAUGGAUCUACCUAGCAAUCCUCUGUGCGAUUCGUCUUGUUGGCGCCGGAUUCCGGAUUGAGAGCGUCCAUAAUCCCACAAACAAGACCGAUAUUGAAUGGUCAGCGAUUUUACAGUCUGUUGGGCUGAGUCGUCUCCUGAUGGCAAGCAUGGGCCUGUUGAAGCGAAUAAAAGACACCGAGAUUGGGGUUAUGAUCUUCCUCGUCAUUUACCUCCUCCUAUCACCACUGAUUGUAAUCACCUUGAGAGAUGUUGGGACUGCCCCGAGAGGGGAGAGACGGAUCUACUUUGCUGUCCUCGGAGCUAUCCCUCUACUUGGUGUCCGGCUUCUCCGGAGUCUGCUAGCCGCAUUUUCGAAUAAUUCGACUUUCUCAAUCACUGGUGGCAAACCCUCAGUCCAACUGUUCAUGGCUACGUUGAAGGAGUUUGUGAUUGUUGUUUUCUAUACACCGGCAGGUCUUACGGUGGCGUACUGA